Molecule: messenger RNA, 2563 nt
Organism: Sphaerodactylus townsendi
Lineage: Eukaryota; Metazoa; Chordata; Lepidosauria; Squamata; Sphaerodactylidae
Product: cadherin-22-like
Exons: 4
Coding region: 25-1017 (330 amino acids)
Biological process (GO): adherens junction organization; calcium-dependent cell-cell adhesion; cell morphogenesis
Cellular component (GO): adherens junction; plasma membrane; catenin complex
Molecular function (GO): calcium ion binding; cadherin binding
Source: RefSeq, a predicted model, not a curated record
UGUGUUCCAGACAAUCAAGGGAAAAUGUCCAGCAUGUCUCUGCGGAUCCGCAUCCUGGAUGUGAACGACAACCCGCCAGAACUCGCCACUCCUUACGAGGCUGCGGUGUGUGAGGAUGCCAAGCCAGGAGAGCUCAUCCACACCAUCAGCGUGGUGGAUCGGGACGAGCCCCAGGGUGGGCACCACUUUUAUUUCACGCUGGCCCCGGAGGCCUCGGGCAGCCGCCAUUUCUCUCUGCUGGACAUCACGGACGACACCGCUGCGGUGCAGACCCAGCAGCUGGGCUUCAACCGGCAGGAGCAAGACCUGUUCCUGCUGCCCAUUCUGGUGGUGGACAGCGGCCCCCCCGCUCUGAGCAGCACCGGGACCCUCACCAUCCGGGUCUGCGGCUGCGACAGCUCCGGGGCCAUCCAGUCCUGCAACGCCACGGCCUACGCCAUGGCCGCCUCCCUCAGCCCCGGGGCCCUCAUCGCCUUGCUGGUCUGCGUCCUCAUCUUGGUGGUGCUGGUGCUCUUGAUCCUGACCCUGAAGCGCCACCAGAAGGGCCACUUGGCCUCCGAGGAGGACGAGGACAUGCGCGACAACGUGAUCAAGUACAACGACGAGGGGGGCGGCGAGCAGGACACGGAAGCCUACGACAUGUCGGCCCUGCGGAGCCUCUACGAUUUCGGAGAGACGAAGGGGGGUGGGGAGGGGCCCCCUGGCCUGCCCUCGGAACUGCGCUCCCUGCCGCAAUGGGGCCAGGCCCCCGACCUGGACUUCUCUCUUUUCAGGGACUACAUCAGCAGGAAGGUGGGGCUGGCGGACGAGGACCCCUCCGUGCCCCCCUAUGACUCCUUCCAAACCUAUGCGUUCGAGGGGGCCAGCUCCCCCCUCACCUCCUUCAGCUCCAUCAACUCCCGCUCCACCGGCUCCGAGCAGGACUUCUCCUAUCUCAACAGCUGGGGCCCCCGAUUCCGGCAGCUGGCCGCACUGUACGCCGGGCGCCGUGGCGAGGAGGAAACCGUGGAGUCCUAGCCUCUGGCCGGCCAAGUGCCCGGCAGGCCCCACGGACGCAGGCCCCAGAACGAGCGUGGCUUCUGCAGAGCCGCCACGCGGGCGUGAUGAUGCGCAGCUGCACGAGCCAGGCGGGAGCCGGGGGGUCUUGGCCAGGAGCCAGGGGCAGUGGCUUGGCACCUGGGCCGACCGGGCCUGGCAGAGGGGGCAGAGCUGGUCGGACUCUGCGGGGAAAUCCUCACCGUGCCCGUCUCCACCAAUAAAACAUGCCAGGCUCCUCGGAGAGAGAGAGAGGGAGAGACUCCAGUGCUGGCAAAUCAAAUAAUCAUUCAAAUGGAUCUGCCGGAGGAGCAGGAAGGGGCCCGCCUCGCAGGGGGAGGGGAGGAGCGGCUUUUGUUGCUGACACUUUAUUUGUGUCAUUUUUGACAAGCCCUGAUUUGUCAAGCGAGGCCUCUGCCAAGAGCUGGGGCGCCUUCUGCGGCUCCGUCUUCCUCCAGAAAAGGCAGAGGGCAUCUCUCCCCUCUUGCCCCCCUCCCCCGCUGCCAUGAAGGGGGGAGGGGUCCUCAGAAGCCUCACUCCUGUGUCAGCGCAGAGGGGGCUGGACUGAACCUUCCCCCCUCCAGACUCUCAGGGUCUUCUCCUGGGAGGGACCGGGAGCCCACGCCAUGCACGCCACCAGGUCCCCAACCUCUUCUCAGCCCCCUUUGGUGUAGCUCUGGCCUCCCUCUGUGCCCUGCUCACCCUCCGCAGCACAGGCUAACUAGCGGGUUAGGCCCAGCAGGGAGGGUGCCUUGGAGGACCUUCUGUGUAUGGACCCAGCGCCUGCCUGCCUGCCAGCCAGGAUCUAGCCCUCCUGCAACGCUGCCCCUCCCUUCCCUAGAGCAGCCGCUGCCAUAGCCCCUUGUCCUGGCCGGCCGCUCCGGGCCUCUGCCCCUUCUCAGGAUUUCUCCAGGCUUCUCUGGCUGCCGAGGCCUGGCAGGGGCUGGUGGGCAGGGGGGGGGGGGGCGGAUCAGCUUCCUCCGGCCUGGUCUGGCGGCCUUCACUGUGACUUCCCCUCUGGUUCCAGAGAAGCAUCCCGGCUGCUCCUGUCCCGCGGGCAGUGGGGGCCAAGGGCAGGAGCAGCGAAGGCAGGCCAGCAGCGGUCUUCCUCAGGAACCUUUUCGUGCAUUCCUAGCCCCCUGUGGGGGUUGAGUCCUCCUGCCCGGUCCCGCUGGGGCAGCGAGCAACGGGCCAAACAGGGUAUGUACCUGACAUCCCUCCCGACACACUCACACACACCGCCCCCGCCCCCCCGCCCCCCAUGGAAUAGCCUUCUUGAUUACCCCUGCCUGCCACACACAUCCCCCCCCCCAAAUACUUGCCAUUGGAACAGCGUUCUCCUGCCUUGGGGCCUUUCCCCCCCCUGGGGCGGGGACGGGGGCAGAGGCCAUGCCCUGCAGGGAAACGCGGGCAGCCCCCGGGAGCAGCAGAUGGCAUCAGGUUUGCUUUGUUUUCUAAGCCAGCCAGCUUCCACGUCCUUGUUAUUUUCACAAGGUCCCAGACCCGGAAAUAAAUUAUUUCCUUGUCA